GCAUUCCUCCGCACCGCGUCACCAGGUACGGCCCAGCCUUUGCUCGGCCUUUGCUCAAGGGCUGGUACCUCGUUAUGUUUCUACCCUGGCCCGCCUCGGCGUGCACUGCCCAUAGGUUCUUUUCUUGACUUAGGCCUUGGCUUGCCCUGCUAAGUUUCUAGUGACUCUCGGAGGCGUGGCCAAAUGGGCGGGGCCUAUGGGCAUCCUGGAGCUGGUGCCUAGCAACAACGGAGGCAGGGAACCCUGGAGUUUGCUCAACCCAUAAGUCAGCCUAGAAACCUGGCCAUGACAGACAAGAGUAAGACUCAGAGAAAUCCAUCUGCCUCUACCUCUAAAACGGGGUUAUUAAAGGAGCCUGACAAAGCCCGUUCACAGAAAACUCCAAAGCUAAAGGUUCCUGAGACCCCAGAGAGGAUCCUGAGACGCAUCUUUGGGACCAGCCAUGUGUUCUAUGUUAUGGCAGAUACUACGAAACCAAAGAUGAUAGGGUCAACGGUGCCUGCCAAAGUCAGAGAGUACUACAACCAAGGCCAUCAGUGCCUAUUACAAGAGGACUGGGAGAUGGCUGUCCUGUUCUUCUCCCGUGCCCUCCACCUGGACCCCAAACUGGUAGACUUCUAUGUAUUCCGUGCUGAGGCCUUCAUCCAACUCUGUGAUUUCUCCUCUGCCCUCCAGAACCUCCGCAGGGCCUACUCCUAUGACCCAGGGAAUAACAGAUACCUGGAUCGGCUGGCCUUUGUGCUCUACCUACAGGGCCAGUGUCUGUAUGACCUGUGUGACUUCCAGGAAGCCCUGUGUGUCUUCCUGCAAGCCUCAGACCUCCAGCCCCAAAACGCUUCCUUCAGUUACCGAUGCAUGGCCUGCCUGCUGGCCCUCAAGCGGCAUCAUGACUGCCUUGCCCUCAUCACUAGGGAGGUAAAGCAGGGCCGGGCCAGCGCUGAUGUCUACAUCCUCCGGGCUCGGCUCUACAAUUUCUUCCAGAAGGCCAAGCUUUGCUAUCAGGACCUUCGAUGCGCCCUGCUCCUAGAUCCCAUGCACGCACAAGCCAAAGGGCUGCUCCAGAAGAUGGUAGACCAGGCCAAGCAGUCUCGCCAAGAUGCCAGCAUCCUGGCUGUGCAGGGGAAGCUGCACCGUGCGCUGAAGUGCAUCAGCUGUGCCAUUGAGAACAACCCCUUGGAUCCCAGCUUCUUCCUCUUCCGGGGCACCUUGCGCAGAAGGCUCCAGCAAUUUGACCCAGCUGUGGAAGACUUCCUGAAGGCACUGGACAUGAUGACUGACACCCAGGACAGCCUAGUGAAACAGGCACAGCGCCAGCUGCUACUGACUUACAACGACUUUGCUGUGCACUGCUACAUCCAUGGUGCCUAUCAGGAGGGUGUGCUGCUGCUGAACAAAGCUAUCAGAGAUGAGCAGAACGAGAAGGGCCUGUACAUCAACCGUGGGGAUUGCUUCUUCCAGCUGGGCAACCUGGCCUUCGCGGAGGCAGACUAUAAGCAAGCGCUGGCUCUGAGCCCACUGGAUGAAGGAGCCAACUUGCGCAUGGGUGUGCUGCAGGAGAAGAUGGGCUUCUGCCAGCAGAGACACAGGCAGUUCCAGACAGCAGAGGAGCACUUCUCGGAGGCCAUAAGGCACAACCCUCGGAAACCCCAGUACUACCUGCACCGGGCCAAGUGCCGACAGUUCCUGCAGAACAUUAUAGGGGCCCGCCAGGAUGUUGCUACUGUACUGCUUCUGAACCCCAACUAUCCAAAGAUGUCUGGAAUGAUGAACAGCCUCUUUCCUGGCAUGGCUGUGGAGAAUGUGCUUAAGAGCCAAGUGGCCGAACUGGCUAAGCUCCAGCUAAGUAGGAUGAUAGAAAAUGGGCCGAAGAACAUCUACCCUCAAAGCACUGUGGUGCAGCGGUUAAUGGAACGUAAGAAAGCCCGAGCCCUGGUGAAAUCCUGGAAGCAUGAACUUCCUGAGACCCCUGAAGAGGAAGUGACUAUUUUCCAGGCUCCGCAGGUGGUAGAGGCCAAAAAGGUGACGAUCUCUCGCAGGAGGUCAUCUCUGACAGACAGCUAUGUGGACCAGACCUCCUCAGGUUCCGUCUUCAGCCUUGUGAGCAUCAGCACGUCGGGGCCGGAGAUGUCAUCCAGUGAUGAGUAUAGGAGUACCUCUCACACAGCUAUAGCAUCCUCUGAGUCCAUUCUGCCAAAGCCACAGUCCUCAGGAUCCAAGAAGAACUCAGAAUUGACCUGGGGCCCCAAGGUUGUCCAGGUGGUCUCGGAGUACGUAAGCCAGAACUUCACUGAGAUCACACCUGCUGAUGGCCAAAGGGGUCCCACCAAAAAGGCAAAGGCCACCCAAGGCCCAAAGCCCAGGAAGACAGAGGCUCCCAAGGAUCCCAGCCAGAGCACCAGCACGACAGAAGUCCCUGUGGGCCCAAAGCCCAGCAAGUCCAGGUCGACCCUGAGCCUAAAGGAGAGAGUGAGAAGAGCUAAGGCUGUUCGAGCCCAGGGCUGGAAACUCAAGGCCCAGAGCAGCAGUCAGAAACUAACAAAGACUUCCAGCACAACCCGCCCGGACAGCGGUGAGACCAUGGGCAGAGCCAAUGAGCCCCCGGGCCCGAUUCCAGGGCCCAGCAAGGAUGAUGGUACCUCAAGCUUCAGUGAGAGCCCGUCAACAGAUUUCAACAACAGUGAAAGCUUCAUGGAACUGACUAACCUUUUAACUAAGGAAGUCCAACAGUUACCAGGAGACACACUCAGCCAUGGCCAUUAUACUACUCCCUCAAAGGGCCAAUGAAGCCCUUGCCAAGCAGUGAACAGAUUUCAGCAAAGGUGUCUCCUCCCAGGACAGUAAGAAACUUUAGUCAACGUUCUGAUACCAUGGCUAAGUUUAUUAUCUCUGUUCUCUUCUUGUACAAAAUUAAAAACUUUGAAAU
Grammomys surdaster is the source of this 2923-nucleotide messenger RNA. RefSeq names its product tetratricopeptide repeat domain 16 (gene Ttc16). The record is from RefSeq and is a predicted model, not a curated record. Gene Ontology annotation, molecular function: protein binding. The coding region runs from base 286 to 2784 and encodes 832 amino acids. The transcript has 15 exons. NCBI's taxonomy places the organism in Eukaryota, Metazoa, Chordata, Mammalia, Rodentia, Muridae.